Molecule: messenger RNA, 1922 nt
Organism: Erpetoichthys calabaricus (reedfish)
Lineage: Eukaryota; Metazoa; Chordata; Cladistia; Polypteriformes; Polypteridae
Product: sideroflexin-5-like
Exons: 14
Coding region: 104-1081 (325 amino acids)
Biological process (GO): mitochondrial transmembrane transport; citrate transport; monoatomic ion transport
Cellular component (GO): mitochondrial inner membrane
Molecular function (GO): monoatomic ion transmembrane transporter activity; citrate transmembrane transporter activity
Source: RefSeq, a predicted model, not a curated record
GGGCGGGCUAGAGGUUUUACGAGGAAAAAAUAGACGCAAUUUGCACCAUAAAAAAACUGGUACCGAGCAGUAGUUUGAUAAGGAUUAAUGCUUGGCGUGCAUAAUGGCAGAGGAUGUAAACUACCCGCCCUUCCAGCUGGGAAAAUCCCGAUACGACCAGGGUACAUUUUCUGGAAGAUUAAGACAUUACUUGGAUAUUAUUGACCCAAGGACACUCUUUGUGACUGAGGUUCGUCUGAAGGAGUCUGUAAAACUUCUGGAAGACUACAAACAUGGAACAUUGCCCCCAGGAGUUUCUAACACACAACUUUGGGAGGCACAGAAGAUAAAACAGGCGAUCAUCCACCCAGACACCCAGGAGAAAAUUUUGAUGCCCUUUCGCAUGUCAGGCUACAUUCCUUUUGGAACCCCAAUAGUUGUUGGACUCCUCCUGCCCAACCAGACCUUGGCCUCUACAGUCUUCUGGCAGUGGCUGAACCAGAGUCAUAAUGCCUGUGUCAACUAUGCAAACAGGAAUGCCACCAAGCCUACUCCGGUCUCCAAAUUCAUACAAGGAUACCUAGGAGCAGUUACCAGUGCUGUGUCCAUAGCUGUGGGAUUGAAUGUUCUCAUCCAGAAAGCUAAUACGUUCAGUCCCUCAACCCGCUUACUGAUUCAGAGAUUCGUCCCUUUCCCAGCAGUUGCUAGCGCCAAUAUCUGCAAUGUGGUUCUGAUGCGGCACAGCGAAUUGGCAGAGGGAAUUGAUGUUUUGGAUGUCAAUGGAAAUGCUGUGGGGUCCUCAAAGAUUGCUGCCAAACGUGCAUUGAUGGAAACAGCAUUGACCCGUGUCGUUUUACCAAUGCCCAUCCUUGUAUUACCUCCACUUAUCAUGUCCUUUUUAGAAAAGCUGCCGCUGCUUCAGACCCAAAGGAGUCUGGUCCUCCCUGUCCACAGCCUUGUAUGCCUUGCAGCCUUUGGACUUGCUCUGCCUCUUGCCAUCAGCCUCUUCCCUCAGAUGUCAGAGGUUGAAGUAUCAAAACUGGAACCUGAGAUUGCAAUGGCAACCACUGGCAGAACAGUUGUUUACAACAAGGGUCUGUAAUGAAGUGCAACAGAUGGUCUUACUGGUCACAGCCUUUCAGAUCUCUUGGAGUCCUUAGGAACUAAUCAAUAUAAAACACUCCUGUGCUAAACCACUUAUUAUAAAGGUGCUAGUUUAACAAUACACAGUAGAGUCUGUCUGACUUUACUCAGUACUCACAUUUUUAAUAACCACAAUAAUGCUUUAAAUACAACAUUUGGAAAGCUAAGAAUGCAAGAUACUUCGGUAUAUAACCACACUAAUAACAUUCAUAGCAGUUGCCACAGCAAAGAGACAGCACCCCACCAGCCUACAUUUCAGCUUUACGCUUACCUUGGAGGGAACACUCACACCUUCAGGGACCUCCUGGUGUUCAUGUUAAACUAGUUCUGACAAGAAGACAUGCAGAUAGAUCAUGUCAGAACAAGAAAAGCACUUUGGCUUACUUCAGUUCAUGUUUAGUUUCUUGGCACUUUAAGAAUGGCACAAUCUAUGGAACAGUCAAGGAAUAAUUUUAAGUAUACAUUUCAGGAAAUAUGGUCAUCAUCUGCAUUAGAUAAAUACAUUAAGUUCAUGUUUAGUUUCUUGGCACUUUAAGAAUGGCACAAUCUAUGGAACAGUCAAGGAAUAAUUUUAAGUAUACAUUUCAGGAAAUAUGGUCAUCAUCUGCAUUAGAUAAAUACAUUAAAAAAACUCAGUGAAACAGCAAUGGCUGUACUUUAUGUCUGCACUAAAUACCUUACUCGCUGCAGUUACAACUAAGCAACAUUUAUUUUUUUAACAAAAACUCUUAAGAUAUGGAAAAUGAGUUCCGUAAAUGUGAAAAUGAAAUAGAAUUAAAUAAAAAGCUUACUUAUCCAGG